AUGGUUUGGGGGAAUUGGACAAUAGUCAAUGAAUUUGUUCUUGUGAGCUUCUCUGCCCUGCCCCCUGAGCUACAGAUUUUACUGUUCCUGUUGUUUCUGAUCAUUUAUUUUGUCACUUUUAUGGGCAAUGUCCUUAUAAUCCUGGUCACUACAGCUGAUUCUGCCCUACAUAGCCCCAUGUACUUCUUCCUCAAGAACCUGUCCUUUUUAGAAAUUAGUUUCAACAUAGUCAUUGUCCCCAAGAUGCUAAGUACCUUGCUGACCAAAGACACAACUAUCUCUUUUCUUGGCUGUGCAACACAAAUGUAUUUUUUCUUCUUCUUUGGGGCUGCUGAGUGCUGUCUCCUUGCCACCAUGGCCUAUGACCGCUAUGUGGCUAUCUGUGACCCUUUACGUUACCCAGUCCUCAUGGAUCAGAAAGCUUGUAUUCAGCUGGCUGCUGCCUCUUGGUUCUCUGGAUUUCCUGUAGCCACAGUACAAACAACAUGGAUUUUCAGCUUCCCAUUUUGCGGUCCAAACAGAGUGAAUCACUUUUUCUGUGACAGCCCUCCGGUAAUUGCAUUGGUCUGUGCUGACACCUCCCUAUUUGAACUGGAGGCACUGACAGCCACAGUUUUAUUUAUUCUCUUCCCCUUCCUGCUGAUCUUGGGAUCCUACGUUCGAAUCCUCUCCACUAUCUUCAGGAUGCCCUCAGCAGAGGGAAAACAUAAAGCUUUCUCUACUUGCUCUUCCCAUCUAGUUGUUGUCUCCCUCUUUUAUAGCACUGCCAUCCUCACCUACUUCCGUCCCAGAUCCAACACCUCACCUGAGAAUAAGAAGCUGCUUUCACUGUUCUACACAGUGGUGACUCCCAUGUUAAACCCUAUAAUAUACAGCCUGAGGAACAAUGAAGUGAAAGCUGCACUCCAACGAACCCUCCGAAAAGUCAUCAUCUCCCAGAGAUUAUGA
Molecule: messenger RNA, 948 nt
Organism: Antechinus flavipes (yellow-footed antechinus)
Lineage: Eukaryota; Metazoa; Chordata; Mammalia; Dasyuromorphia; Dasyuridae
Product: olfactory receptor 10A4
Exons: 1
Coding region: 1-948 (315 amino acids)
Biological process (GO): G protein-coupled receptor signaling pathway
Cellular component (GO): membrane
Molecular function (GO): G protein-coupled receptor activity; olfactory receptor activity
Source: RefSeq, a predicted model, not a curated record